This is a messenger RNA of Darwinula stevensoni, 2580 nucleotides long. The record is from the annotation of a GenBank genome assembly. Lineage: Eukaryota; Metazoa; Arthropoda; Ostracoda; Podocopida; Darwinulidae.
CGUUAGGCUAGCCUAUAAUGUUGCAAAUCGCAACACUUUCUGUAUGUGUCGACUCCGCUGAAAGAAAGCCUGUCCAUGGUAGGUCUAUGGUGAGAAAAAGAGGGUGAAAAAAUGAGGGGCUCGGGUUCUCGGAGUUCCCUCAAUGGUAUCGUGCCGCCCCCGCCCGGCCCGCUCCCAGAGAUGGAGCACAUCAUCUCUGCCCUGGAGCGGGGGACUGUGGUCUACAAGUUCUACGUGAGGAAGAGACCCGAGAAAGGCCAACUCUCGAUCCGACGGGAGACCAGGCAGGUCAUCUGGAAGAAGGCGGUUCCAACCAGCACGGCCGGGUCUGGGAAGUUUGUCUUUGAUGGGGCCAUCGACUUGCACGAGUUAAAAGAAGUUCGGGCGACACGGUCCUCUAAAGAAUUUGACAGGUGGCAAGAUGAUACCAGACGAAAUGAUACCCAGUGGUGCUUCGUCCUCCUCUACGGGAUGGAAUUUCGCAUGAAGACGUGUUCCCUAGCGGCCCUCUCGGAGAAUGAGUGUCGCAUGUGGGUGAAGGCACUGAGGCACCUGGCCGAGGACACACGCAAGGCAUCCUAUCCGCUGCAGCUGGAGCGGUGGUUACGCAAAGAGUUCUACUCCAUGGAGAAUCCCCAUGGCACUGUGUCUGUCAAGGACCUAAAAUCAUGGCUCCAAAAGGUGAACUGCAAGCUGCCAACUUCUAAGUUGCAAGAAAUUUUCCAACUUGUAGACACGAGACGACGGGGAGAGUUGAACUUUGAUGACUUUGACAUAUUUCUGAAUCAAAUCCUUGGCGACCAAACGUGGAUACGAGAGAUCACGAAGGCCUUUGUUGGACCCAAGGGGACAUUCUCGAGCGAGUCCUCGGUGGAGGCCUAUGCAAGGGCACUCCGGAUGGGCUGCCGCUGUGUCGAACUGGACUGCUGGGAUGGACCCGAUGGGAUCCCUUACAUAUACCACGGUCACACGCUCACUACCAAGAUCAAGUUCAUGGAUGUGUUGAGGAUAAUCAAGGAACAUGCUUUUGCAGUCUCUGACUACCCUGUGAUCCUCUCCAUUGAAGACCACUGCAGCCUCCCUCAGCAGAGGCGGAUGGCUGUUGCAUUCCAGGAGGAACAUGCUUUUGCAGUCUCUGACUACCCUGUGAUCCUCUCCAUUGAAGACCACUGCAGCCUCCCUCAGCAGAGGCGGAUGGCUGUUGCAUUCCAGGAGGUGUUUGGAGAUGCCCUGUUGAAGCAUCGCUUGGAUCCUGCAUCAGGGGUCAUGCCCUCUCCUGAGAUUCUCAAGAGGAAAGUCAUCUUGAAGCACAAGAAAUUGCCAGAGAGCAGCUCACUUGAGGACACGGUGGCAGCUGUACGUGAAGAUGCCGAAGGGGAUGCCUCAAACUGGGUGAAGAAUGGUGUUUUGUACCUGGAAGACCCUGUGGAUCGACGAUGGAAUCGGCACUUUUUCGUCCUCACCCCGAGCCGCCUAUAUUACACGGUCGAGCGGGAGGAUUCUGCAGGUGAGGAUGAUGUGGAUGAUCGGGAUCGCAGCUCUGUUGUCAAAGAGUCCUGUCCCAAUGAGGAGCUUCACUUUGGAGAAAAAUGGUUUCAUGGGAGGCUCCCUGGGGGACGUGCCAACGCAGAGAAACUUCUACGUGAAUAUUCACACUUGGGUGAUGGGACGUUCCUGGUGCGAGAGAGUGAGACUUUUGUCGGGGAUUACUCUCUUUCCUUCUGGCGGCAAGGCCAGGUCAACCACUGUCGCAUCAAGAACCACCAGGAUAAUGGAAGGACCAAAUAUUACAUGAUCGACACGCUGACGUUCGACAGCCUCUACGACCUCGUCACGCAUUACCGAACUCAUCCUCUGAGAAGUCAGGAGUUCCUCAUCACGCUGAAGGAGCCGGUCCCUCAGCCGUCUCAACACGAAGGGAAAGAAUGGUAUCACAGUGCCUUGACUCGUCAGCAGGCAGAAGAAUUCCUGAAGCGAGUGCCUUACGAUGGGGCAUUCCUCGUCCGCAAGUCCGACAAGGAGCCCAAUACUUAUGCCAUAUCUUUCAGAGCUGAGGGGAAAAUCAAGCAUUGUUGCAUCAAGCAAGAAGGACGGUUGUUUGUGAUCGGGACAUCGCAGUUUGAGAGCCUUGUGGAUCUUGUGGAAUAUUAUGAGAAAAACGAUCUUUACAAGAAGAUGAAGUUGAAGUAUCCAGUGAAUGAGGAACUGGUUAGGAGGCUGAAGCUGGAACCAGAGGAGGGUGCUGUCUAUGGCCAUCCAGACCUCUACACUGACCCCAACUCCUUCACCUCCAAGGUGCAGUCCGUGGUGGUGAAAGCAUUGUAUGACUACCGGGCGCAGCGGGAAGAUGAACUCAGCUUCUGCAAGCAUGUCAUCAUCAGCAACGUGAAUAAACGGGAUGGGGGAUGGUGGCAGGGAGAUUAUGGUGGGAAGAAGCAGCACUACUUCCCUGCCAACUAUGUUGAAGAGGUGGAGAGCGGUGAAGAGAAUGGUGAAGGAGCGCUCCUUGGGAAUCUUCAGCAGGGGAGCGUGGAUAUCGUCGGGUGUGACGUCGAGAUCCUCGAUUUCCAGGCUUCUCCU